This is a messenger RNA of Rattus norvegicus (Norway rat), 2340 nucleotides long. RefSeq names its product aldehyde dehydrogenase 9 family, member A1 (gene Aldh9a1). Gene Ontology annotation, cellular component: cytoplasm; cytosol. Gene Ontology annotation, molecular function: aminobutyraldehyde dehydrogenase (NAD+) activity; aldehyde dehydrogenase (NAD+) activity; acetaldehyde dehydrogenase (NAD+) activity. Lineage: Eukaryota; Metazoa; Chordata; Mammalia; Rodentia; Muridae. Bases 71 to 1564 code for a protein of 497 amino acids. The record is from RefSeq and is marked provisional. Gene Ontology annotation, biological process: carnitine biosynthetic process. The transcript has 11 exons.
GUUUCUCAGUGCAGUCGGACCUGUGCUGACCUCGCUCCUCCGCGUACCCCGGCCUGCAGCAGUCGCCGCCAUGAGCACUGGCACCUUCGUCGUGUCGCAGCCGCUCAACUACCGCGGCGGGGCCCGCGUGGAGCCGGUGGAUGCCUCCGGCACGGAGAAAGCGUUCGAGCCAGCCACCGGCCGAGAGAUAGCUACUUUCAAGUGUUCGGGAGAAAAGGAAGUAAAUUUGGCUGUUGAAAAUGCAAAAGCUGCCUUUAAAAUCUGGAGUAAGAAAAGCGGCUUGGAGCGUUGUCAAGUCCUCUUAGAGGCUGCCCGGAUAAUAAAGGAACGGAGGGAUGAAAUUGCCAUUAUGGAGACCAUCAACAACGGGAAGUCCAUAUUUGAGGCUCGCCUGGAUGUUGACACUUCCUGGCAGUGCCUGGAAUACUAUGCAGGCCUGGCUGCGUCCAUGGCGGGAGAGCACAUCCAGCUCCCAGGAGGGUCCUUUGGCUACACCAGAAGAGAACCACUUGGGGUGUGUUUGGGGAUAGGAGCAUGGAACUACCCCUUCCAGAUUGCCUGUUGGAAGUCUGCUCCGGCUUUGGCUUGUGGUAAUGCCAUGAUCUUUAAGCCCUCUCCCUUCACGCCUGUGUCUGCUCUGCUCCUGGCUGAGAUCUACACCAAAGCCGGUGCGCCUAACGGCCUCUUCAACGUGGUGCAAGGUGGGGCUGCCACAGGCCAGUUUCUGUGUCAGCAUCGUGAUGUGGCCAAAGUCUCCUUCACUGGAAGCGUGCCCACUGGCAUGAAGAUCAUGGAGAUGGCCGCUAAAGGAAUCAAACCCAUUACUUUGGAACUUGGGGGCAAAUCUCCUCUGAUCAUUUUCUCUGACUGUAAUAUGAAGAAUGCUGUGAAGGGGGCCUUGCUGGCCAACUUCCUCACACAAGGACAGGUGUGCUGCAACGGCACUAGAGUGUUUGUGCAAAAGGAAAUUGCUGACGCAUUUACAAAGGAAGUUGUGAGGCAGACUCAGAGGAUAAAGAUUGGGGACCCACUUCUGGAAGAUACAAGGAUGGGCCCACUCAUCAAUGCCCCGCACCUGGAGCGAGUCCUCGGGUUUGUCAGGUCUGCAAAGGAGCAGGGUGCCACUGUGCUGUGUGGUGGAGAGCCGUAUGCCCCGGAGGAUCCUAAGUUAAAACAUGGAUAUUACAUGACACCUUGCAUUUUAACUAAUUGCACAGAUGACAUGACUUGUGUAAAAGAAGAGAUCUUUGGGCCAGUUAUGUCCAUUCUAACAUUUGAGACUGAAGCCGAGGUUCUGGAGCGGGCCAAUGACACCACGUUUGGACUAGCAGCUGGGGUCUUUACCAGGGACAUUCAGAGGGCGCACAGGGUGGCGGCUGAGCUGCAGGCCGGAACGUGCUACAUUAACAACUAUAACGUCAGCCCGGUGGAGUUGCCCUUUGGUGGAUACAAGAAGUCAGGAUUUGGCAGAGAGAACGGCCGAGUGACGAUUGAGUACUAUUCACAGCUGAAGACGGUGUGUGUGGAGAUGGGGGACGUGGAGUCGCCUUUUGAAAACCAGUGACGUACAUGGCCAAGCUGUGCAAUGAGUCGGCUGCCUUGAUUGACAGGCAGUGUAACUGAAUAGCUUCUUACAUCCAGGCUUUGGGUCAUUAGUGUGAUAAUGGGUCAGUAUUGUCCUCUGUCUUGCAGUCACCUUCCCAAUUGAAAAUGUGCACAAGUGCCUUUCCGAUGGUAGCCAGGGAACCUGUUCUUCCAGGAAGUUCCGGAGAAACCGGUAAACCUCAGCAACACUGUUCAGACAUGGGCAGGCCACAGCUCUGCUCAUACACAUUCGUCCCACCAACAAUGGCAGUUUUCUAGUUUGAUUUAAAGGCCUUCCUUCCUGGUUUCCUGGUGAAUCAGAUAUAUGUUCUUUGUUCAUUGACAACUAAAACACAAAUUCUUAAAUUAGAGGCAGUGGUGUGGUGCAUGCCUCUAAUCCCAGCACUUGGGAGGCAGAGGCAGGUACAUAUCUGAGUUCGAGGCCAGCCUGGUCUACAGAGUGAGUUCCAGUACAACCAGGGCUACACAAAUUAACCCUGUCUUGAAAAACCAAAAAUAAAUAAGAAGUGCAUUUUAAAAAGUUGUUAUUCGGAGACAUUAAAGUCUUAAUACUUGUGGAAAAUGUGAUUCAUUGGCAUUUAAAAAGCUAUGUUCUUCUUGGCUAGCAAGACAGCUCAGUGGGUAAGGUCUUAGCACAUAAGCCCCGUGACCUCAGUUUUAUCCCCAGAACUCACAUCAAGGUGGUAGCCCCUCCCCCAAUCCAUAUAAUGCACAAUAAUUAAAUCUUUCUCAAAA